Molecule: messenger RNA, 2883 nt
Organism: Aspergillus homomorphus CBS 101889
Lineage: Eukaryota; Fungi; Ascomycota; Eurotiomycetes; Eurotiales; Aspergillaceae
Gene: las21
Product: mannose-ethanolamine phosphotransferase LAS21
Exons: 7
Coding region: 151-2736 (861 amino acids)
Biological process (GO): GPI anchor biosynthetic process
Cellular component (GO): endoplasmic reticulum membrane
Source: RefSeq, a predicted model, not a curated record
AAUGAUAUGGAGAUUUAUGAGUCGCAAACGACACCGCGCCUCGAACGGCACAUUUGUCCCUCUAAUAACUAGAAUCGAGGCGUGACAGGUCCUGACUGGUUCAAAUACUAUCGGAUCCUCCGUGUGUCCGUCUUUAGCACUGGAAGCAGGAUGCCUGGCGUGUCAGGAGUCGCGGCGAUACUCAUCGCCAAUGUAUUGAUUCCCUUGGCUAUCGCGAUAUUUUCGUCUGGAUUUUUUCCCUACAAGUCAUUGAGCUCGGGCCUCGCAAGAUUCGAAGAUAAGGAGGAUGGCUUUGAGGCCCCUUUUGAUAAGGUUAUCUUCAUGGUGGUUGAUGCUUUGCGAAGUGAUUUCGUGUACUCAAACACAUCAGGAUUUGUAUUGACGCAAAGCCUAAUCCGGUCAGGAGCUGCGCUUCCAUUUACUGCCCAUGCCAGUUCUCCCACUGUCACCAUGCCCCGUCUGAAGGCUAUGACUACAGGGUCUACCCCAUCAUUCCUCGACGUCAUCUUCAAUAUCGCUGAGUCAGAUACUUCAACGACUCUGGCAUUUCAAGACACUUGGCUUGCCCAGCUAAAGGCAAGAGGUGGCCGCCUUGUUAUGUAUGGCGAUGACACUUGGCUCAAACUAUUUCCUGGCAUGUUUGACCGUGCAGAUGGCACGACUAGCUUCUAUGUUUCAGAUUUCACCGAGGUUGAUAAUAAUGUGACUCGACAUGUCUCCAACGAGCUACUCCGGGACGAUUGGUCUGCUUUCAUCUUGCAUUUUCUAGGCCUCGAUCAUAUUGGACAUAAGUCAGGCCCUCAGAGUCCACAUAUGUUUACGAAGCAGCAUGAAAUGGACUCGGUUGUGGGUGAGCUAUAUGCUAAAAUUGAGCGGGAAGAACACCUUCAGUCAACUCUCCUGGUAUUAUGUGGGGAUCAUGGGAUGAAUGAUGCUGGAAAUCAUGGUGGUUCGUCUUCUGGUGAGACGUCACCGGCGCUACUAUUUAUAUCGCCUCUUUUCCGGAAUAUGGGAGGCUCACGCCUCCAGUCUCCAAUUGACAUCCCCGAUGACUUUCAGUGCUAUAAAUCUAUCGACCAAACGGACAUUGUCCCAACUUUGGCGGGGCUCCUCGGCUUGCCCGUUCCGCUAAACAACCUGGGCGUGUUUAUUACGGAUUUUCUGGGCAUGUGGCAAUCAUAUUCCCAGAGGACGAGAAUAUUGCUAGCGAACGCCAAACAGUUGGUGAGGAGAUUGCAGCAAUCUUUUCCUGAUUUCAAGUUUGAGGCCGAUCAAGAUUUGGACAGUUGUACUACGGAGCCUCCAACCAGUAUUCAUGAAGUCCAAUGUGCUUGGUAUAGAGUGAUCGAUCUGAUUCACCAUACCACCAAUGUUGGAGAGGAAUCGAAACUUGAGCCUGCCCUUAAGCAUUUUCUAUUGUCGGCUCAAGGAGUGUUAAUCCGUGCUGCCAGUGAUUACAACUUUCAAUAUCUUAUUCUAGGCAUUGGUGUCAUGACCCUCGUCGUCUUACUGCUUCUCCCAGAUGUUUAUAAAAUAUUGUCAAGGUCGAUACAUUCUGGGUCAUUUUUGGCCGGUCUCAUUAUGUUUCACAGUGGUAUGAUGUUUGCAAGCAGCUAUGUGGAGGAAGAACAUCAAUUCUGGAAUUGGGUCUGCGCUGCCUGGCUAUUCUUUCUUCAUGUGAAAGUCACUUCGCGGGGGCCUUGCGUUCCCUCGGGCCCAGAGUUCAUUGCCAAUGCCCCAAUCUCAAUCCUAACGGUUGCCAAGCAGGGUACGGUGGGACUGUUCGCAACCCAUCGUAUUCUUAGGCGUUGGAACCAAACAGGUCAAAAGUUCGCGGCCGAGCCAGAUAUUGCACGUGACUUCCUCCCCUCCCAUCUAUACAUUUUAUGGGCCUUGGUGACUUUCACAUAUGUGGACUUAUAUGUGCGCCUUUCUAGCAAAUACCGGUCGUACAGACUGUGGCGCCUAAUAUGCAUCAUUGUAACAGCAACAGCUUUCUUUUUCAAACUCGGUUCUGUGGUCUCGGACUCCCCUGAGCUACUCGGGGAUGCUUACAAGGAAAUUUUUAAACGCGUGUUUGACAAAAUAUCCCUUAUCACUCUCUCACGACUAGUCUUCGCACAGCUGAUCCUGCUUUUCCUGUACAUGUUUCAUGCCAGGAAGGAGAGCGAUCGCGGAAAGCCAUCCGUAAAGUCGGGAAUGCCUCGCGGCGUUUUUCACGAACUCCUCACACUCUUCUUAAUGACACAAUCGAGGACCACGAACAUUCCAUUGUUCCUGAUGUUCAAAUUGCAGGCGCAUACUUUCGCUUCAAUGAAUCUGUCUAAUAUCGACUUGACAAUCACUUGUUUGCUGAUGCAAUACAUGACUUUCUUCGCAUUUGGCGGUUCAAAUGCCAUAUCUUCCGUCGAUCUUUCGAAUGCAUACAAUGGCAUUGAUCAUUACAGCAUUAUCCCAGUGGGUCUACUGACUUUUGUUGGCAAUUGGGCUGGACCAAUAUGGUGGGCAUCGGCUACCCGGCACAUCCGCUAUAGACAGACAUGGCAGGGUAAAAAGGCUCAUAUAACUGCUCUCACGUUCCAUAUAGCAACAUCAUUGCUGUGUGUCAUGGUUGCAUGUACGGCAUUGAGGACGCAUCUUUUCAUUUGGACCGUCUUUUCUCCUAAGUAUCUUUACAUGAUAGCAUGGGCUUUGAUGAGCCAUCUUGCUGUGAAUCUAUCCGGGGAGUUUUCAUAAGCAUGCAUGAAACCCCAGUCAAAUCUCCUAAUUAUUCGACGCGCAGAAAGCGGAGUGAAACCCCAGUGUGUUAUUCGCCGAUGGGUGGUGAUUAAGGUUCCUCUUCUUUGUUGUCAUUUGGAAAUAUUCAAGGAACUAAACAGCCUC